CGUUUUAAUCCAUUAACCGCUGAUUAACCCUAGAGACCAACUCCGUCCGCUUCACAAAUGCCACUGCCAACGGUUUCAUCCGCAGCCCAGCAGCAGCGGAACCGCCGUUCCCCCUCGAAGGAAGGUUUUCCCACAAUCUGCACUCGGGCCAAGUCUUCAUGUGGUGUCAGCCAUGGCUGUUCUGGGAGUGCGGUUCACCAGGAGACAGAGAGACAAACUGGCCCAGACGCUGCGGAUGUUGAACUGGGUGUUGGUGCUGAUGGGGAUGGUUUUGAUCAGCCUAGGGAUCUACCUCACCCUGGAGAUGAGGAAACGCAGUGAGGUAAUGGUGAUCGGUGGAGCAACCUCUCUCCCCAACGUGCUGGUGGUGGUGGGAGCCAUCGCCUGUGGCAUCAACCUGCUGGGGAGCAACAUCUGCCAUGACUGCUGGGACAACAAAUUCUCCCGCUGGAGGCUGCUCAUGAUUCCCUACAUCACCUGCACCACCUUCUUAACCUUCUUCAUCCUGGUGGGGGCUUUGUUGUGCUACAGCAUGAGGAGCACACUGGAGGAAUCCCUCUUCUUGGGCCUCCAGCAUGCCAUGAGGUUCUACAGGGACACCGACGCCCCGGGCCACUGCUUCCUCAAGAAGACCAUGGAUGAGCUGCACAUGGAGUUCCGUUGCUGUGGCAACAACGGCUUCAGGGACUGGUUUGAGAUCCAGUGGAUCAGCUCACGCUAUCUGGACAUGAACUCCAAAGAGGUCCAAGAUCGCCUGAGGAGUAACGUGGAUGGGAAGUAUUUGUUGGAUGGCAUUCCCUUCAGCUGCUGCAACCUCAACUCGCCCCGUCCUUGUAUCCAAUUUCAACUCACCAACAAUUCAGCCCAUUACAACUACGACUACCUGACUGAAGAGAUGAACCAGUGGAUGACAGGCUGUCGACAGGCACUACUGGAUCAUUACGCCCCGAUUGUGCAGUCUAUCGGGCUCUGCAUGCUGUUCAUCUGGCUCUUUGAGAUUUUGGUUCUGAUUGGUGUCAGGUAUCUACAGACUGCAAUGGAGAACAUUCAGAUCCAGGGUGACCCAGACAGUGCGUCGGAGGGUUGGCUACUGCAGAACAACUUUGUGGAAAAAGCCACAACAAACUUCAACAUCGUUAAAAACCUGCACAAAGUUGAUCAGAUAUCCACAAUCUCAGGAGUGGAAGAUCUCAAUACCAUUGCCAAGUAUGGACCAGAAAAUAUUCUGCCCCAAAUUAUCACCACCAGUUAA
This is a messenger RNA of Hypanus sabinus (Atlantic stingray), 1252 nucleotides long. It is a transcript of the gene prph2la, whose product is annotated as peripherin 2-like a. NCBI's taxonomy places the organism in Eukaryota, Metazoa, Chordata, Chondrichthyes, Myliobatiformes, Dasyatidae. The transcript is spliced from 4 exons. Gene Ontology annotation, cellular component: membrane. The record is from RefSeq and is a predicted model, not a curated record. Gene Ontology annotation, biological process: visual perception. The coding region runs from base 173 to 1252 and encodes 359 amino acids.